Chroicocephalus ridibundus (black-headed gull) is the source of this 6546-nucleotide messenger RNA. It is a transcript of the gene MAST3, whose product is annotated as microtubule associated serine/threonine kinase 3. Gene Ontology annotation, molecular function: magnesium ion binding; protein serine/threonine kinase activity; ATP binding. The transcript is spliced from 30 exons. Gene Ontology annotation, biological process: intracellular signal transduction; peptidyl-serine phosphorylation; cytoskeleton organization. Bases 183 to 4925 code for a protein of 1580 amino acids. NCBI's taxonomy places the organism in Eukaryota, Metazoa, Chordata, Aves, Charadriiformes, Laridae. The record is from RefSeq and is a predicted model, not a curated record.
GGGGGCCACCACGGGCUCCCCACACAUGGGGUCGGGGGGACAGGGUGGGGGACAGGGCACAGCCACCACCCUGCAGCCACACUCCAUCUGGGCGGCUGGGUGCUGCUCCUGCUCCACCACCCUCCUGCCCUCGCUCCCGGGCCUGGCCAUGGGGCCACCAGCCCUGGGGACCUUGGAGGGAGAUGUCCCCUUGCACUGACCCCGAGUGGGCGGUUUGUCACCCUCGGCCGUCAUGGCAGAGCCGUGGCGUCCCAGGCACGAAGGAGCUGAGCCUGCCGCGCCGAGGACGAGCGGGCGGGCCCGGGCCCGGCGGGCCGAGCAGGGAGCCCCGGUGGGGCCGCCGCCGCCGCCCGCCCGCGGGAGCCGCCCAGCGCGGGGGCAGCCGGUGCGGCGGCGGCGGCGGGGGGAGCGCGGAGCCGGGAGCGGAGCGGGGCGGUGGCGGCGGCGGCAUGAAGUCGCGGCGGGACAGGCUGAAGAUCCCUUCGCUGACCUUGGACUUGUCUCCGAGCAGCCAGAGCCCGACGCUGCUGAGCCCCUGCAGCCCCUGCAGCCCCUGCAGCCCCUUACUAACCCUGCACCCCUGGAGUUGCCGAAGCAGCAAUAGGAAGAGCUUAGUGGUGGGCACCCCCUCUCCGACCCUCUCACGGCCUCUUUCCCCCCUCUCCGUGCCGACAGCCGGCAGCAGCCCCUUGGACAGCCCACGCAACUUCUCCGCCAGCACCUCCAUCAACUUCCCCUUCGCUCGCAGCCAUGCUCCUCGGACUGACAGGGCUGAUGGCAGAAGGUGGUCACUGGCUUCGCUACCCUCCUCUGGCUAUGGGACCAACACCCCCAGCUCCACUGUCUCGUCGUCUUCGUCCUCCCAGGAGCGCCUGCACCAGCUGCCGUACCAGCCCACCCCCGAUGAGCUGCAUUUCCUUUCUAAGCAUUUCCGCAGUACGGAGAGCGUCACGGACGAGGAGGGGCGGCACUCGCCCUGCCUGCGCCCACGAUCCAGGAGCCUCAGCCCUGGACGGACGAGUGGAACGUUUGAUAACGAGGUUGUGAUGAUGAACCAUGUCUACAAGGAGCGGUUCCCCAAGGCCACGGCCCAGAUGGAAGAGCGUCUGCAGGACACCAUCACAAACUUCUCUCCAAGCAGCACUCUGCCCCUGGCAGACGGGGUGCUGGGCUUCAUCCACCACCAGAUCAUCGAGCUGGCCCGCGACUGCCUGGCAAAGUCCCAGGGAGCUCUCAUCACCUCCCGCUACUUCAUGGAGCUGCAGGAGAAACUUGAGAAGAUGCUCCGAGAUGCUCAGGAACGUUCGGAGAGCGAGGAGGUGAAGUUCAUUGACCAACUGGUGAGGAAGCUGCUGAUCAUCAUCUCCCGUCCUGCUCGCCUUCUGGAGUGCCUGGAGUUUGACCCAGAGGAGUUUUACCACCUCCUGGAAGCUGCAGAAGGUCAUGCCAAAGUUGGCCAGGGGAUAAAGACCGAUAUUCCCCGAUACAUCAUCAGCCAACUGGGUCUCGUCAAGGACCCACUAGAGGAAAUGGUCCAGCUGGAUCACUUUGACAGCGGGAACACCAUCACACCGGAGAACGACGAUGCCUGUGAGAGCCAGCCUUUGGCCACCGCUCCUCGGAGGAAGCCUUGCGAGGGGGACUUUGAGACCAUCAAGCUGAUCAGCAAUGGGGCUUAUGGGGCCGUGUACCUGGUGAGGCACAGGGAGACACGGCAGCGCUUCGCCUUGAAGAAAAUCAACAAGCAGAACCUCAUCCUGAGGAACCAGAUCCAGCAGGUGUUUGUGGAGAGGGACAUCCUCACCUUCGCGGAGAACCCCUUCGUGGUCAGCAUGUUCUGCUCCUUCGAGACGAAGCGACACCUCUGCAUGGUGAUGGAGUAUGUGGAAGGGGGGGAUUGUGCCACGUUGCUGAAGAACAUGGGCCCACUGCCCGUCGACAUGGCGAAGAUGUACUUUGCUGAGACUGUUCUUGCGCUGGAGUAUCUCCACAACUACGGCAUCGUCCACCGGGACCUCAAACCUGACAAUUUACUCAUCACUUCCAUGGGCCACAUAAAGCUGACAGACUUUGGUCUGUCAAAGAUCGGCUUGAUGAACAUGACCACGAACCUCUACGAAGGUCACAUGGAGAAGGACACUCGGGAGUUCAUGGACAAGCAGGUGUGUGGCACUCCGGAGUACAUCGCCCCAGAAGUCAUCCUCAUACAGGGCUACGGGAAGCCUGUCGACUGGUGGGCCAUGGGCAUCAUCCUCUACGAGUUCCUGGUGGGCUGCGUCCCCUUCUUCGGAGACACCCCCGAGGAGCUCUUUGGGCAGGUCAUCAGCGAUGAAAUUAUGUGGCCGGAAGGGGAUGAGGCUCUUCCUGCGGACGCCCAGGACCUGAUCACGCGGUUGCUGAGACAGUGUCCCCUCGAGCGCCUGGGCACCGGGGGUGCGCACGAGGUGAAGCACCAUUCCUUCUUCCUCCACCUGGACUGGAACGGGCUGCUGCGGCAGAAGGCCGAGUUCAUCCCUCAGCUGGAGUCGGAGGACGACACCAGCUACUUCGACACUCGCUCCGAGAGGUACCGCCACUUGGAUUCGGAGGAUGAAGAAACCAACGACGAGGAAUCGUCCGUGGAGAUCGGGCAGUUCUCCUCCUGCUCCCAUCGCUUCAGCAAGGUGUACAGCAGCUCUGAAUUCCUGGCGGCUCACUCCAACCUCAGCCUCUCAUCCUCCGACCGGAGUCACAGCGAGGACAAGGAGGAGCGAUGGGACAGGCACUCGGGAGACGAGGAGAGGAGCCGGCUGGCGGGCGCAGAGCCCCGGCUCCGCUCCUGGACGUCCUGCAGCUCCACGCCGUACACCUCCCGGCACGAGCGAAGCCGCAGCCCCGCCGCGCUGCCCAGCACCUACAGCCUGGACACCAUGCCCAAGUUUGCCUUCUCCUCGGAGGAUGAAAGCCCUUGUGUGGCGUCCUCCAAGCCAGAGAGACCCAAGUUUGUGCUGGGAGACCCUGAUGUGGGGACCGGUAGCACGGUGAAACCAUCGGCGUUAUCCGCCGAUCUCGUCAGCCUGAACCGCAUCCGCCUCCGGAGCAACAGCACCGGCACCAAAAACUCGACUCCCCGGGGCCUGGAGCCGGGCAGGAGCCGUCGGCUGAGCAGCCAGAAGGACGUGCCGGACAGGCAGAGAGCCUCGCAGGGCGGCCGCGUCCCCAAAUCCGCCUCCGUCUCAGCCCUGUCCCUCAUCAUCACAUCAGACGACUUCGGCGGCGGCACCCUGAUGAGCCCCAUCUCCCCCCACUCCCUCUCGUCCAACCCCUCUUCCCGCGACUCCUCCCCGAGCCGGGACUCGUCCCUUGCCAUCGCCAGCCUGCGGCCCCCCAUCAUCAUCCACAGCUCGGGCAAGAAGUACGGCUUCACCCUGCGAGCCAUCCGCGUCUACAUGGGUGACAGCGACGUCUACACCGUGCACCACAUGGUCUGGAGCGUGGAGGAGGGGAGCCCCGCGCAAGAAGCGGGGCUGAGAGCGGGCGACCUCAUCACACAUGUGAACGGCGAAUCGGUGCUGGGUUUAGUUCACCGGGACGUCGUCGAGCUGCUGCUGAAGAGCGGGAAUAAAGUGGCCCUGAGGACCACCGCCCUGGAGAACACCUCCAUUAAAAUCGGCCCCGCUCGGAAAAACAGCUCCAAGACGAGGAUGGCGCGGAGGAGUAAGAAGAGCAGGAAAAGGGAUGGCCAGGACAGGAGAAAAUGCCUUUUCAAGAAGAUCUCCAAGCAGUCCUCGGUCCUGCACACCAGCCGCAGCUUCUCCUCCGGUCUCCAUCACUCGCUGUCCUCCAGCGAGAGCCUGCCGGAGUCCCCCACGCACAGCCUCUCCCCGGGCCCCACGACGCCCUGCCGCAGCCCCGCUCCCGAUCUCCCCCCAGAUGCUGUGUCCCCGCAGAGCACCUCUCCCUCCUCCAGCACCCCAACGUCACCCGCCGGCCACGUGCGCCCCAGCUCCCUGCACGGCCUGGCGCCCAAACUGGGUGGGCAACGCUACAAAGUGGGACGGCGCAAAUCCACCAGCAGCAUCCCCCCCUCGCCCCUCGCCUGCACCCCUUCCUCCGCCCAGCGCCCGCCUUCUCCCCAGCGCUCCCCAUCCCCGCUCCCAGGGUACCCCAAAACCCCCCAUUCCUUCCAGGGAAAGACCCUGUCCCCCCCCACCAUCGUCCGGCAGAGCUCACGACCCCGCAGCGCUGACUGCCCCCGCUCCCCCCUCCUCAAACGCGUCCAGUCAGCCGAGAAGAUUGUCACCGUCCUGGCGGAGAAGAAGACCGCCGGCGGCCGCAAACUGGGGCUGGAGAUGCCCAUGAUGGACGGGGAGGUCAUCGGGGAGGGCGAAGCGCCAGCGUACCCCGGGGAACACAGUUAUCACCCCACUGGCUCCCGGCUCGGGGAGAGGCAUGACCGGGACCAGGAGAUGGUGGUCAUGCGGCGCUUGAACCUCUCCGAGCGCCGUGACUCCUUCAAGAAGCAAGAAGCGGUUCAAGAAGUGAGCUUUGAUGAACCGGAGCCGGUACCGGCAAGCGAAGACGGUGGCAAGAGCGAAACCGGGCAGGGCCCAGCUCUGCGGUGCGGCGGCACGGAGCCAAAGCCGAAGCCCAGCCCGGUCCCGCAGAUCGCGGUGCAGGGCUCCGAGAGCGACGAGCAGGAGCCGGCGGUGGCCGAGUGGGAAUGCCAGGGCUCCUACCCCAUCGGCCACACCGAGCAGCCGGACGGCAGCAUCUCCUUGCCGCAGUGGGAUGGGUACGAGCAUCGGGACCGUGGCUGCCGGCACCACUGGAACUGCGGGGAGAGAGCAACCAGCCACCGGCAACCGGCGCGGGGCCAGGAGCCGGGGGGGGCUCAGCUCUCAGCACCCCGGGGCAGCGUGUGGAGCGGGGCCAAGCACGCCUGAGCCCCACACCGGCACCUGGGAACGUUUCAAGGUCCCCGCAGCAUCCCACCGCCUCCCGAAAAACCUAUCCCGCGUGGCAUAGCCCUGAGAGAAACGUCCCCGGAGCCGUUGUGGACGUCGGCGCUGGCCGGGCUGGCUGCGCCCCGGCACUUCCAACCCCCACGAAAGGCUUUUUGUACUCCCUGAAAGAUGCUCAUAUUUUUAUAGAGACGCGGGAGCUUUUCUGGCGGCGGCAUUUCCCCGGCAGGGCCCCAGCCUUUGUGUAUAGAAAGGACUCGAUGGAAAUAUUCGUUAAUUAAUUUAUUACUUUUUAUAAGCUAAACGGGCAGUGCAGGACCGUCGCAGGGUCCCACCCAGCCCCGGGGGGGUCCCAGGCUUUUCCAUGAUGACACGCUGUUUUCUAACCUCGUGAAGAACCACUCGCUUUUUCUCAGUUUUUAACUUUAGUUUUAGCUGGAAAAAACCCAAAACUCCAAAGAAACCCCCAUUGGGGGGGUAAUUGUAAUAUUUAAAUUUAAAAAAAAAAACAAAACCCACAGCAACCUCCCCCAGACGCUGGCAGCCCAAGCUGGGAUGCAUAUGGGUAAUUUUAUAUGCAUAUGGUUCAUCGUACGAUGGUGCAUAUGGGUCAUUUUAUAAGUGUAUAGCAGAUGUAAAGGUUUUAAUUCUUUUAUUCGGAGCCUUUUGGAGCCACUCGGCUCCAUCGGCCCUUCCAGGCGGGAACAGCAGAGCCCUCCCCCUGGGGUCAGCAAUCGGAUGCGAUUAUUAAUGGCAUUUUUAGGGUCGGUUUUUGCUCUUUGCAUUUCUUCUUCCACCACAUCCCGUGGUGUUCAUUGCUCGCUGCAUACGGACAUCUAUAGAAACCCGGUAUUUCUUUUUUUAAAAAAAAAAAAGAAACCACAAAACCCACCCAACCCAGCGAGCGCCUGUGCUGCUGCUGCUGCUUCAUUUCGAAUUUGGAAAUGUCACCCCUCUCUUUCCCCCUGUCGCUUUUUAUCCAACAAACUCUGGCUCAACCCAGCAUUUCCGCCCCCUUUCUACUGUUUUCUAUGAUAGAAACGUUUCCAUUUGAUAAUGCAUGUACCGGCUUUUCCCCCCGCUGCGGUUUGCCACCCCGGUACUUUGAGCAUCGCGCCGGUGAUGGGGGGACCAACGCCAGUUCCCCCCCCCCAACCCCCCGCCAUCGGGCAUCACCGUGCCACCGCCAACGGGCCCAUUUCCAGAGCAGCUGGCGGAUUUUUCGGCUGUAUGUUGGAUUAUUUCGUGCGUGUGUGGUUCGUGCCAGACUCCGGAUCCUGCAUCUCCCCCGUUAAACUGGCGCCGUUUACACCCCCAAAACGAGCAGCAGGAGCUGCUCAGCGUCUCCUUUGCUUCUUCCGCCGUCUGUGUUAAGGUCUCGGGAAGGCAGUGGGGUUUGGGGGAGACACCGGGCACCCCUUGCCCACCAGCACUGCGGGAAGGGGGGCUCAGCCGUGCGCCAGUGCAUGGAUAGGGUGGGAAAAGGAAUUUUUUAAUGGAAAACGUCUUAAAAGCCAAGGGGCCCGUGUCUUCCUGCCCAGUGUCCGGCUCUGUUCUUACCUUUGGAAGUUUUAUGUUGUAUUAAAAUUGUUCCUUGCGAUGA